Amphibalanus amphitrite is the source of this 1720-nucleotide messenger RNA. RefSeq lists its product as uncharacterized. The record is from RefSeq and is a predicted model, not a curated record. NCBI's taxonomy places the organism in Eukaryota, Metazoa, Arthropoda, Thecostraca, Balanomorpha, Balanidae. Bases 107 to 1441 code for a protein of 444 amino acids. The transcript has 7 exons.
GCCAGUCGCCACCGGCCGCCGUUCAGUCGGUGUUCCGCCGUCCUGUGUGAUCUUGUGGCAGGAGGUAGAGCAGCAGGCGCUCGUGAGGGAAACACCAGAUCAAGAUAUGGAAACAGCAAACGGAGAGCAGUCGGAGAGCAUCCUCUCUACGGAAACCAUCAACGACGCAGCGCAAAGAGGGGCCCAGUCGCCAGUGGACAGUGACGUCUCGAUGCGGAUAUUGACCGGAUCACCUGCGGCCAGUGACGUCUCGAUGCGGACAUUGCCUAGGUCACCGGCAGCCAGUGACGUCACGAUGCGGACCCAAUCAUCUACGGGCGGUGUGGUCGCUGUCCAGAGGCAGGGACUCUUGACUGAGAAGCAGUUUAUAUUUCCACCGGGUCAUAGCGAGAAGCAGGUGAUCAUGGUUUUGGAGUACCUCCGAACCUUGGAGAAGCUCACGGUCUCCGUGCCGCCUGACUCGACGGGACGGUGGCUGCGGCUGCUGCCGCCCUCCUUGCGGACGCUAUACGUUAACGGACCGGGGGAGACGGGGGGGCCGCUGACAUCGCCGGAGGCGAUGUCAUACCAUGGGCUGGAGGUUGUCAUACAACAGGCGGGAGAUGACGUCAUCGACCAGCUAGCCAAGGAGCUGGGACCACAGGUUAACAAGCUGACCAUGUUCAACUGCCCGCGUGUCACUGCUGGGGCCCUGCAGCGACUGAUAUCUGCCCUCACCGGCCUGGAGGACGUCACACUUGACGGCUCUCUGUCCGGCGCCAUCACUGACGCCUCACUGGCCGCCCUCUGCCUCUCUACGGAAACCAUCAACGACGCAGCGCAAAGAGGGGCCCAGUCGCCAGUGGACAGUGACGUCUCGAUGCGGAUAUUGACCGGAUCACCUGCGGCCAGUGACGUCUCGAUGCGGACAUUGCCUAGGUCACCGGCAGCCAGUGACGUCACGAUGCGGACCCAAUCAUCUACGGGCGGUGUGGUCGCUGUCCAGAGGCAGGGACUCUUGACUGAGAAGCAGUUUAUAUUUCCACCGGGUCAUAGCGAGAAGCAGGUGAUCAUGGUUUUGGAGUACCUCCGAACCUUGGAGAAGCUCACGGUCUCCGUGCCGCCUGACUCGACGGGACGGUGGCUGCGGCUGCUGCCGCCCUCCUUGCGGACGCUAUACGUUAACGGACCGGGGGAGACGGGGGGGCCGCUGACAUCGCCGGAGGCGAUGUCAUACCAUGGGCUGGAGGUUGUCAUACAACAGGCGGGAGAUGACGUCAUCGACCAGCUAGCCAAGGAGCUGGGACCACAGGUUAACAAGCUGACCAUGUUCAACUGCCCGCGUGUCACUGCUGGGGCCCUGCAGCGACUGAUAUCUGCCCUCACCGGCCUGGAGGACGUCACACUUGACGGCUCUCUGUCCGGCGCCAUCACUGACGCCUCACUGGCCGCCCUCUGGUGACCUCUGGUGACCUGACCUUUGACCUGACCAAAAAUUUGACCAAAGUGAUUUCGUCAUUAUUUUUGACGCUCUUUCGAACGCGGCCUUCCGCGUAUCGCUACGUGGCCCAGGAGCUGAGUUACAAGGGGGGGGGGGUGUUCAAACACCCCCCCCCCCCAGCAGGGCGUGGAAAUCCAGGACCCCCAGCCGGGCGCGGGUUAUCAAACUGUGCCAAUGGGUGUUAACUUGAGAUUUACUUACCAAAAAUGAAGCAAAUAGAAGUUUACGGCUGGCGUGCUC